AUGGCCCACGACAUUUACUUACACGACGUUAGGCAAACCACGACAACGCCGCCGGUAGAGCAACAGAAGGGAGCCGACCAGAAACCAGCGCCGCCGACGAUCCAGGGUGUCACACCACUGCACAUGCUCGGCGACAAGCCGCAACCCAUUGACUGCCCGUUUUGUAUGAGAAGGACGAUGACCAUCGUGGAUACGGAAGGCACUAGCAUGCAGAUGCUCGUUGGCGCCCUGUGCUGCCUCCUCUGCGUCUGUCUUACGUGCGUGCCUUGUAUUGCAGGUUGGUGUGAAGACACCCACUACUCUUGCGGCAACUGCCACAAAAGGGUUGCCACAAGACCUUACGAUGGCCCGAUUCAGGUGUUUGGGCCACACGGCCAGAUGUUUCCUAUGGUUCCUUCUCAGUAUGAGCCUAUGGCGCCGCCUGUUGCUGAGCAGCAAGGCCCUCCGGUCUACAAGUAA
Colletotrichum chrysophilum is the source of this 459-nucleotide messenger RNA. RefSeq lists its product as uncharacterized. The record is from RefSeq and is a predicted model, not a curated record. The coding region runs from base 1 to 459 and encodes 152 amino acids. Gene Ontology annotation, molecular function: zinc ion binding. Lineage: Eukaryota; Fungi; Ascomycota; Sordariomycetes; Glomerellales; Glomerellaceae. The transcript is spliced from 2 exons.